AGCUCCAGACCCACUGCAGCAGUGCUCAUAGAUAGUGAGAGUGAAAAAGAGCGGGAGUUGGAGAUUGAGAGGAUGGGUAAAGGAGCGUAAAGGGGUAACACACACAAUCGAGCGAGGGAGUGAAAGAGGGGGCAGAGAGAUAGAGAGAGAGAACUGUGAAAUCAGCCAACCCUCCCAGGCGCGAGGUUCUUGAUUACUGUCAAGCACGCACACCAUUCGGAUAUCGCUCCUGUGACAGCCAGGAUGAGUUCGUGCAGUAGCAGAGCACUGACCAUCCUGUCCACGGUGUUUGGGGCGUGUGGUCUGCUGCUGGUGGGCGUGGCUGUGUCUACAGACUACUGGCUGUUGAUGGAGGAGGGCAUUGUGCUGCAGCAGAACCAGAGCAUGGAGGUCAAGAUGGCCCUGCACUCUGGCCUCUGGAGGGUCUGCUUCGUGGCGGGGACAGAGAACGGGAGAUGUGUGGCGUCAGAGUAUUUCACUGAGCCAGAGAUAGAGAUCACCACAGAGAAUACUGCUAAUAUUCUGAAGAUGGUGCGGACGGCCACUCCGUUCCCCAUGGUGUCUCUGCUCUUCGUCUUCACGGCCUUUGUCAUCAGUAACAUCGGACACAUCCGGCCCCAGCGCACCAUCCUUGCAUUCAUCUCCGGGAUCUUCUUCAUCCUCUCAGGCCUGAGUCUGGUGGUGGGGCUGGUGCUCUACAUCUCCAGUAUUAAUGAUGAGGUGAUGAACAGACCGAGGGAGCCUGAACAGUUUUUCAACUACCGCUACGGCUGGUCGUUUGCCUUCGCAGCCUCCUCCUUCCUACUCAAGGAGGGGGCUGGGGUGAUGUCAGUCUAUCUGUUUAUGAAGCGUUAUGCUGAGGAGGAGAUGUACCGCCCCCACCCAGCCCUCUACCGCCCCCGUCUGUCUGAGUGCAGCGACUACAGCGGCCAGUUCCUCCACCCUGAGACCUGGCCUCCUCCUAAGAGGGGCCGCAGUGACUCCCGGGCCUCCAGCGACAUCUCCAUCCAGAUCAACCAGACCCCCCCGCAGCCCACCAAAAAAACCCUGCAGGGCAACCAAGGUGGGGGCAUGGGGUCAAACAUGGGCCCUGGGUCUGGGUCCUCCUCUGGAGCUAGCUACCAGCUGCCCCCACCAUCUGGGGCCUACAACACCCACACACUCCAACACCAACACUCACACGGUAACUCCCAGGCCAUGGCCAUGCCCCCUUCCACUGGCCCCCCUCACUACCACACACACAUGCACAUGGGCGCCUCCCCCUGUUAGAGAGAGG
Oncorhynchus keta (chum salmon) is the source of this 1276-nucleotide messenger RNA. RefSeq names its product voltage-dependent calcium channel gamma-7 subunit-like. The record is from RefSeq and is a predicted model, not a curated record. Lineage: Eukaryota; Metazoa; Chordata; Actinopteri; Salmoniformes; Salmonidae. The transcript is spliced from 6 exons. Gene Ontology annotation, biological process: neurotransmitter receptor transport, postsynaptic endosome to lysosome; transmission of nerve impulse; positive regulation of synaptic transmission, glutamatergic. Gene Ontology annotation, cellular component: AMPA glutamate receptor complex; postsynaptic density membrane. Gene Ontology annotation, molecular function: channel regulator activity; voltage-gated calcium channel activity. The coding region runs from base 244 to 1269 and encodes 341 amino acids.